AUGGCAGCCAACGGAUCAACCACCGCACCCACCGCAAACGGACACUCGAACGGCGCACCUCGCCCGACCUUCGCCGUCAAGGCUGGACUCGCCCAGAUGCUCAAGGGCGGCGUCAUCAUGGACGUCGUCAACGUCGAGCAAGCCAAGAUCGCCGAAGCAGCCGGUGCAUGCGCAGUCAUGGCCCUCCAGCGCAUCCCGUCCGAUAUCCGCAAAGACGGCGGAGUCGCGCGCAUGAGCGACCCGAAGAUGAUCAAGGAGAUUAUGGAGGCUGUCUCGAUCCCCGUCAUGGCCAAGUCGCGCAUCGGUCACAUCGUCGAGGCUGAGAUCCUCCAGGCUAUCGGGGUCGACUACAUCGACGAGUCCGAGGUCCUCACCCCCGCCGACCCUUCUCUGCACCUCGACAAGCACGCUUUCGACGUUCCCUUUGUCUGCGGCUGCAAGGACCUUGGCGAGGCGUUGAGGAGGAUCAGCGAAGGCGCUGCGAUGAUCCGCACGAAGGGCGAAGCCGGCACAGGCAACGUGAUCGAAGCCGUCCGGCACGCGCGCAAAGUCUCCUCCCAAAUCGCCCUCGCCUCGACCCUCUCCGAAAUCGAGCUGUACAACAUGGCAAAAGAGAUCAGCGCGCCGGUCGACCUCCUCCGCGAAACGGCCAAGUUGGGUCGCUUGCCCGUGGUCAUGUUUUCCGCCGGAGGGAUCGCGACGCCCGCGGAUGCGGCGCUGAUGAUGAAGUUGGGAAUGGACGGGGUAUUCGUCGGCUCAGGAAUCUUCAAAUCCUCCAACCCCGCCGCCCUCGCACGCGCCAUCGUACUCGCCACGACGCAUUACAACGACCCUUUCAAACUGGCGGAGGUGUCGGAGGGACUGGGAGAGGGGAUGAAGGGCGAGGGGAAGUUGGGGAGGGAAGCGGGGAGGGAGAUGACGGCUGAUAGGGGAUAUUAA
This is a messenger RNA of Rhodotorula toruloides NP11, 939 nucleotides long. RefSeq names its product pyridoxine biosynthesis protein. The record is from RefSeq and is a predicted model, not a curated record. The coding region runs from base 1 to 939 and encodes 312 amino acids. Lineage: Eukaryota; Fungi; Basidiomycota; Microbotryomycetes; Sporidiobolales; Sporidiobolaceae. The transcript is spliced from 10 exons. Gene Ontology annotation, molecular function: amine-lyase activity. Gene Ontology annotation, biological process: amino acid metabolic process; pyridoxal 5'-phosphate biosynthetic process; pyridoxine biosynthetic process.